Messenger RNA from Phytophthora nicotianae INRA-310, 342 nucleotides. RefSeq lists its product as hypothetical. The record is from RefSeq and is a predicted model, not a curated record. The transcript has a single exon. NCBI's taxonomy places the organism in Eukaryota, Oomycota, Peronosporomycetes, Peronosporales, Peronosporaceae. Bases 1 to 342 code for a protein of 113 amino acids.
AUGAUGGCACUCCGAGUACAGGUGGCAAUAUGUCUCGUCGCCUUGGCCUGCCCCUGCAUUUGCAGCGGCAAUGGUGACAGGCGGAUGUGUGUAUUUGGCGCUGGUGAUGGCAAAUUGCCAGAGGAGCGCCAUUCAUGCUCGAGCUUUGAUUUGCCCCAUGCUUUUGCACUUGCCGAUGCUUUUCAGUGUCGGCGAUACAAAAGGGUAAAGAGAGGGCGUAAACGAAGUUGGGCUAGGGGACAAAUGGGUCUUACGUGCAAAUCUUCAGGGGGGCAACAACGGCGAAAAAAAAAAAAAAAAACUGUUUGUCGAGACAAUUCAGGCAGCGAGACUGGUGCUUGA